Molecule: messenger RNA, 3355 nt
Organism: Neohortaea acidophila
Lineage: Eukaryota; Fungi; Ascomycota; Dothideomycetes; Mycosphaerellales; Teratosphaeriaceae
Product: Pep3/Vps18/deep orange family-domain-containing protein
Exons: 1
Coding region: 315-3236 (973 amino acids)
Biological process (GO): vacuole organization; organelle fusion; endosome organization
Cellular component (GO): HOPS complex; endosome
Molecular function (GO): protein binding; protein-macromolecule adaptor activity
Source: RefSeq, a predicted model, not a curated record
GUGAUGAGGACAGGCAGUGGCCCAGUCACGUGCUAGACACGUAAUGACCUACGUACAUGAAGCGUUUCUCUGAUAGACCACGGCAACGCAUCAGGGACGUCGGUUGACUGAUACAUUCCUGAUUGUAUUGUGUGUAGCCAGAGCACAACGAAAUCGCUGUGCUCGUGUAUGCCUCAGGUAUGAAAUGAUGUGGUCUGUGCAUCGAAGCUCGACCUGGCUGCACGUCACCCAUCACACGUCCCAAUCAUCUCGCUUGUCACGGCGAAAUACAACCCCCACCAACCCUGAGACCAUGAGAUGACACUUGCCACACCAUGGCGCUCGAGCCAUCCAGCGGAUACGUAGCUGGCGCCCAAGACGACGCCUCGUUGCCCAUCUUCGACGUCCAAAAAGUCCAACUGCGCUUCGAAAUCUCCGCCGAUUUCGUCGCCGCGCAAGUCGCCAACAACGUCCUCAUCCUCGCCCUCUCCACGGGGAAAAUCCUGCGCUUCGAUCUCGAUAAUGCCGAGGAUAUCGACGACAUUGAUUUGCCCAAGCGGCCGGCGGAAGUGGGGGUCAUCCGGAAACUCUUCCUCGAUCCCAGCGCGAGCCAUUUGAUUGUUUCCACGACGCUGGGCGAGAACUACUAUCUACACACCCAGUCACGCCAGCCCAAACCGUUGUCGAGGUUAAAAGGAGUGCAUAUUGAGAGCGUAGCAUGGAACCCUUCGCAACCCACAGCAUCCACCCGGGAGAUAUUGGUUGGCUCUGCCGAUGGCAAUGUAUACGAGACGUACAUUGAGCCGAGCACGGAAUUCUACAGAAGAGAAGAGAAGUACGUGAAGAAUGUGUACAAUGCCCAAGAUGGAGCGGUUGUGGGAAUCUAUGCGGAGAUCCUGGCAGGCCGGCCCGAUACGCGUCGUGUGAUGAUCGCUACCCAUCACCGCCUUCUACAUUUCACUGGACGUACGGGAAGACAAGGAACGGAGGGAAGCGGCAGCAUCUAUUCCAAGCUCUUCGAGAGUGAAAGUCCCGCCGUACACGAAAUCGAACGAGCUGGCGGCAAUGCUCCGUCCCUUCUGGCCAUUUCUCCGGACUCCCCGGAUGCAACUCCAUCGUCAACAAGCUCGAACGAAGAUCAUGCUUAUGCAUGGCUCAGCACUCAAGGCGUCUUCCACGGCAGACUGCUCUCCUCUUCUCCGGAUCCGGCAACGCUUGGACGAUACCUUUUCCGCGAAUCAAAGCUGCUGCCUACCACGAAGCUGCUACCCUCUCAGCCCCCCGCUGCAAGGGGUCGCUCGCACGCUGCUUUGAACUCAAUCGCGUUGACGCAAUUCCAUAUCCUUGCGUUGGUGGAGGGCCGCUUGCUCGCUGUCAACCGUCUGGACGAGACGUUGAUCUACAGCCAGCCUAUUUUGGAGCCCGGCCAAAGAAACCUCGGGCUGUUUGCAGAUCAUCAGAAGAAUACAUACUGGCUUUUCACCUCGCAGGAGAUCUUCGAGGUGGUCGUGACGGACGAGGCGAGAGACGUGUGGAGCAUUCUAUUGAAGCAAGGACAGUACGAGUCGGCGCAACGCUAUGCGAAAACCGCCGAGCAGAAAGACGCGGUAGCCAGCGCGACUGGUCAGCAUCUGAUGGCUCAGAGAAAAUUCAACGAAGCGGCCGUGGUACUCGGCAGAAGCACAAAAGCUUUCGAAGAUGUAGCGCUUACGUUCAUCGACAAAGGGGAGCAAGAUGCGUUACGGAGAUAUCUUCUUACCAAGCUGGCGAAUCUGAAGAGGAGCUUCGCAAUGCAGCGCACCAUGCUCGCUAGCUGGUUGGUGGAGUUGUACAUGGCGAAGCUGAACGAGCUCGACGACACCAUCACCACCAAGGCCGAGCUCAACGCCGACGACACGGGAACGAGUUCCGUGGAUACGCAGAAACAGUUGCCAAUCGUGCGAAAGGAGUACCAAGAUCUCUGCACCAAAUACCAAACCGAUCUCGACCGAAAAACAGUGUACGAAAUCAUCAGCGCGCACGGUCGAGAGGAAGAAUUGCUCUUCUACGCCAAUGUCAUCGACGACUUCAACUACAUCCUGUCGUAUUGGGUACAGCGCGAACGAUGGGAAGAAGCGAUGAGCGUGUUGAAGAAGCAGACCGAUGUGCAACUUUUCUACCGCUACGCCACGGUACUCAUGUCGCAGACACCCAUCGAGCUAGUCGAGGUGUUGAUGCGACAAGCCGACUUGGAUCCCAAGAAGAUCAUUCCCGCCCUGCUAAACUACAACCACACCAUCCCCUCCACUACUCCCUUGUCCCAAAACCAAGCGAUCCGCUACCUCCUCUUUUGCAUCAACCACACCCACUCCACCGAUCCCGCAAUCCACAACACCCUAAUCUCCCUCUACGCCUCAGCCGCCACGAAAGACGAAACCGCCCUCCUCGCCUAUCUCGAAGCACCAUCACAAGCUCACGAACGCCACUACGAUCCAGAUUUCGCUCUCCGCCUCUGCAUCGCCCAUCAACGCGUCCGCGCCUGCGUGCACAUCUACACCACAAUGAAGCAAUACGCAUCCGCCGUCGACCUAGCCCUCAAACACAACGAGAUUGACCUCGCCGCCGACGUCGCCGACACCCCCGGCAUCACCGACCCCACGCAGCGCAAAAAGCUCUGGCUCAAGAUCGCCAAAAAAGUCAUCGGGCGGGAAAAGGGCAUCAAAGCCGCCAUGGACUUCCUCAAGCGCUGCGGCGACCUGCUGCGCAUCGAAGACCUGAUCCCCUUCUUCCCGGACUUCAUCGUCAUCGACGACUUCAAAGAGGAGAUUUGCGCGGCGCUGGAGGACUACAGCCGGCGGAUCGACGAGCUGAAGCGCGAAAUGGACGAGUCGGCCGCGACGGCCCAGCAUAUCCAGGCGGACGUCAAGGCGCUCGAUGAGCGGUACGCUAUCGUGGAGCCCGGGGAGCGGUGCUGGAAGUGUCGGCUCCCGCUGCUCAUGCGGCAGUUUUUUGUGUUCCCGUGUCAGCAUGCUUUCCAUGCGGAUUGUCUUGGGGAGAUGGUUAUGGGGCUUGUGGGGAUGGGCAAGGGGAAGCGGAUCCGCGAGUUGCAGCGCGAGAUUGGAAGGGGCGUGGCGCUGGGGAAGCGCAGGGAGGGGAUGGUGAGGGAGUUGGAUGGGCUUGUUGCUGGGGCGUGUGUGCUUUGUGGUGAUGCUGCUGUUAGGGGGGUUGAUGAGCCUUUUGUCACGGAGGCGGAUGAUGUGCGGGAGUGGGCGGUUUGAAAUGUGUUCGUGGAGAUGAUGAUUAUACCCGGAGUGUAUGUGUUGUAUAUCUCAUUGGUCCGUUAGAUGUGCCCUCCGACGUCUCGUCUCCGGCGCUUUUAGCGGCAAAGCGGUCGCGC